AUGGCAACAACAGAGACAACUUCUGCUACGCUUGGUCCUCGAUAUGCACCAGAUGAUCCCAUCCAUCCGAAACCGUGGUUGGGGUUGAUUGAUGGAGGUACUGGUACUUUGUACUAUUGGAAUCCUGAAACUAAUGUUACUCAAUAUGAUAAGCCCGACGCCCCACCUGUGCCUGCUGCUUCUACGCCUGGUUUGGCACCUAUACCGAGUGGGUCGGGGCAGCAACAGAUGAUGCAAGUGCAGCCGCCCUCACAACAACAGCAGGGAAACCAUUUUGCCCAACAGCAACAGAGUCCUCAUGUGGCGCAGGCUACUCAGCAGCAGCCUUCUCAAGCUGCUCAACCUGUGCAGCAGCAGCCGACACAGUAG
Molecule: messenger RNA, 369 nt
Organism: Lathyrus sativus (Indian pea)
Lineage: Eukaryota; Viridiplantae; Streptophyta; Magnoliopsida; Fabales; Fabaceae
Source: the annotation of a GenBank genome assembly